AUGCAGUUGCCUCGCCCCUGGCCUGUAUUGAAGGGCCUUUUGAUUACAUUGAUUUUUUCUACAUCAGUGUGUGCGAUCGAUUUGGACCUAACUGAUGAACAAUCCAUCAAAGAUGCGGCGAGUACAUCGGCCUACGCGAUGAUGACCUACUACAAGGGCAAUGAAACCGGUCAUAUUCCUGGAGCUUUCGCGAGUAAAUGGUGGGAGGGUGCAGCGCUGUUUUUGGCGCUUCUACAAUACUGGCACUUUACGGGAGACACAACCUACAACGACAAUCUCCGUGUUGGAUUGGAGUGGCAAGCCGGAGACGAUGAUUAUAUGCCAACAAAUUACAGUUCCUAUAUUGGAAACGAUGACCAGAUGUUCUGGGGUAUAGCAGCUAUGACUGCUGCGGAGCUGAAAUUCGCUGACGCCACUGAUGUUGGGGAUAACUAUUCGUGGCUUUCCCUCGCACAGGGUGUCUUUAACAGCCAGAUCGACCGAUGGGACACUACUAGCUGUGACGGUGGACUACGGUGGCAGAUCUGGACUUACGAGUCUGGCUACACAAUGAAAAACUCCAUCUCCAAUGGUGGGUUGUUUCAGCUAGCAGCACGCCUUGCACGAUAUACCGAUACCGAUACCUACGCCACCUGGGCCGAAAAGAUUUGGGACUGGGCUCUGACUUCCCCCCUCCUGAGCAACUCCACCUGGAAUGUGGCCGAUUCUACAGAAACCACAAAUGAUUGUGCUACCCAGGGUAACGAUCAAUGGUCCUAUAACUAUGGUACAUUUUUGAUGGGUGCUGCUUAUAUGUAUAACUACACAAAUGGUAGCUCCGUUUGGCUUGAGGCUGUUGAUGGUCUAUUGAAUAAGACCUUUGAACACUUUCUCACCGAUAAUAUUCUUGAGGAGAAGCUGUGUGAGCCAACGGAAGUCUGUAAUGAUAACGAAAUCCUCUUCAAGGGAUUGGUUUCAUCUUGGCUAUCCUUCACGGCUCUCUUAGUUCCAUCGACCUAUGAUACUAUUUUACCGGUCCUUCAAGCUUCUGCCACGGCCGCCGCUGCAUCAUGUACAGGGCAUGACAAUAAUACGUGUGGAGUGCGAUGGUACAAGUCGACAUAUGAUGGAUGGAUGGGCAUGGAGGAAGAGAUUAGCGCCACAAACAUCUUUGUCGCAAACUUGAUUGCUUUUGACAGUUCGGCUCCAGUCACAUCCACUACCGGCGGAAACAGUACCAGUGAUCCAACUGCAGGUGAAAACGAUACCACCACAUCCGAUACUACAACCACGAUUACCACGGGAGAUCGCGCAGGCGCUGGAAUUCUAACUGUGCUGUUUGUUGGGAGCUGGGUUGGGGUAAUGACCUGGACCAUUUUGGGUGGCUAA
Penicillium verhagenii is the source of this 1368-nucleotide messenger RNA. RefSeq names its product glycoside hydrolase family 76 protein. Gene Ontology annotation, molecular function: mannan endo-1,6-alpha-mannosidase activity. The transcript has 4 exons. Gene Ontology annotation, biological process: carbohydrate catabolic process; fungal-type cell wall biogenesis. Bases 1 to 1368 code for a protein of 455 amino acids. Lineage: Eukaryota; Fungi; Ascomycota; Eurotiomycetes; Eurotiales; Aspergillaceae. The record is from RefSeq and is a predicted model, not a curated record.